This is a messenger RNA of Coffea eugenioides, 2819 nucleotides long. RefSeq names its product exocyst complex component EXO84C-like. Gene Ontology annotation, biological process: intracellular protein localization; Golgi to plasma membrane transport; exocytosis. The transcript has 7 exons. The coding region runs from base 186 to 2519 and encodes 777 amino acids. NCBI's taxonomy places the organism in Eukaryota, Viridiplantae, Streptophyta, Magnoliopsida, Gentianales, Rubiaceae. The record is from RefSeq and is a predicted model, not a curated record. Gene Ontology annotation, cellular component: exocyst.
UUCAGGAGUAGCUCAUCAGCCAUUCGCCCGAGGAGCGUAGUGAGUUGCUCUUACGGUCUCAAGACUUGAGUAUGUGAGUGUGUGUAUUCAAACAGGCAAACAUUUCUUUCGUUCUUGCAAAUAAACUAACUUCUUGACUAAGAAGAGGAGGAAACUGUGAAGAAGUAACAGGAGGAGUUGAAGAAAUGAGGAUGGAAAGCAGUGAAGAAGAUGAUGAUUUCCCUGCAAUUGAGAGUGUGACCCCACAGCACAAGAUCGACACCAUUUAUCAAUCCAAUACGGAAAAGGGCAUCAGAAAGAUUUGCUUUGAGCUUUUGGAUUUAAAGGAUGCUGUGGAAAACUUGUGUGGUAAUAUGCGAACAAAGUACUCAGCUUUUUUGAGAUUAUGUGAAGAAGUUGUGGAAACGGAGCAUGAGUUAAAUGAUCUACGAAAGCAUAUUUCUGCUCACGGAAUCCUUCUUCAGGAUUUGAUGACUGGUGUUGCUCGAGAAUUGGAAGAAUGGACCCAUGUGAAUGAUGACAUUCAGGAAGUUGAGUAUAGACCUCAAGUCCUUGAGCUUGAUAAUACCUUUUCAACUGAAGAAGUGGAUCAAAGGAUGGUAUUCUUGGAAAAUAUAGAUGUUCUCUUGGCCGAGCACAAAAUGGAUGAGGUGAUAGAGGCCAUAGAUGCUGAGGAAAGAAGUCAUCCAGAGCUCAAAAUUUCUGCUGACACGUCAACUAAUGAACCAUCUUUCUACAGGACUGCUUUGUUGGAAAGAAAAUUGAUACUUGAAAACCAGCUUGUUGAUACAAUUGAGCAACCAUCAAUUGGCAUUGGUGAAUUAAAAAAAGCUUUAUCUGGCUUGUUGAAGCUUGGGAAGGUUCCCCUUGCACAUCAGCUACUUCUCAAGGCAUAUGGAUCACGCCUCCAAAAAAGCAUUGAGGCGUUUCUUCCACUGUGUCCUUGUUACCCUGAAACAUAUUCAACAUCAUUGUCAAACCUUGUUUUCUCUUCUAUUUUGUUGACAACAAAAGAAUCUGCUAACUUGUUUGGUGACAAUCCUGUUUAUAGUAACAAAAUUGUUCAGUGGGCAGAAUGGGAGAUUGAAUCUUUCGUAAGGUUGGUUAAGGAACAUGCUCCAUCUUCUGAUAGUGCUACUGCUUUACGUGCGGCUAGUGUGUGCAUUCAGGCUAGUCUCAACCAUUGCUCUGCCCUGGAACUGCAGGGACUUAAACUUUCAAAAUUGCUCUUGGUGCUUCUACAACCAUAUAUCGAAGAAGUCUUGGAAUUAAACUUUAGAAGGGCUAGAAAACAAAUUCUUGAUUUUUCGGGAAGUGAUGAAAGCAUGCCGUUAUCACCUCGAUUUGCCUCUCCUCUGACUACUUUUGCAACUUCAUCUGACAGUUCGCUUGUUGAAAGUGGAAUCAGGUUUAUAUUUAUCAUCAAAGACAUAGUGGAGCAGCUCACUCAUCUGGUCAUUUUGCACUUUGGAGGCAAUAUAUUGACAAGAAUUUCACAACUUUUUGACAAAUACAUCGAUGUAUUGAUUAAAGCCAUACCUAGCACCUCUGAAGACGAAAAUCUUACGGAUCUGAAAGAUGUCCCUUUUAGAGCUGAAACAGAUUCUCAGCAGCUUGCAUUAUUAGGAACUGCUUUCACUAUUGCUGAGGAACUAUUGCCAAUGGUAGUAUCCAAAAUAAGGAACAUUUUGAAUGAAAGCAAGGAAGCAGGAAUUGGACCUGUGGAAAAUGUAAUGCCUUCCGCAAAUAACACAUUGGAGUCUAAAGAUUGGAGGCGUCAGCUUCAGCAUUCCCUCGACAAACUUAAGGAUCAUUUUUGCCGACAAUAUGUUGUUAGUUUUAUCUACUCCAGAGAUGACAAAACACGAUUAGAUGCACAGACUUAUUUACAAGAAAAAGAGGAGGGUUUGUUUUGGGAUUCUGAUCCACUUCCAUCACUACCAUUUCAGGCACUAUUUGGGAAGCUGCAGCAAUUUGGAAUUGUAGCUGGAGAUGUUUUACUGGGAAGAGAAAAAUUACAAAAAGGCUUACUAGCUCGUCUAACAGAGACACUGGUGCUAUGGUUAGCAGACGAGCAGGAAUUUUGGGGUCACCUAGAGGAUGAUUCAACUCCUCUAAGGCCUUUAGGGCUGCAGCAGUUGAUUUUAGAUAUGCACUUUACUGUGGAGAUUGCACGCUUUGCUGGGUAUCCAAGCAGAAAUCUACAUCAGGUAGCAUCAUCCAUAAUGGCUCGUGCAUUCAGGGCAUUUUCUGCCAGAGGCGUGGAUCCUCAAAGUGCCCUACCUGAGGAUGAGUGGUUUGUGGAGACUGCAAAAGGUGCAAUAAACAGACUUCUUCAAGGAGCAUCUGGUUCAGAUACAUCAGACGAGGAUCAUAUCAUCAUGCAUGAUGAUGGUAUCUCGGACCCUGAUGCAUCACCAUCUUCCCUUUCAUCUAUGGAUGGCUCCGGCUCUGAGUCAUUUGCCUCUGCAGAAAUGGGUGAUCUGGAAAGCCCCGUCUUCUCGGAUACCGAGAGCUGAUUCAUUCAAGCUGUUAACUUAGUCUGGAACGAUUGUAGAGAGAAUUUUGUUGAAGAUCUAUAUGCCUGUGAUAGUCUCUCUGUUAUGUAUGUGUUAAUGAUGCUGUUAUAGGAUAGCUUGCCAGAUAGAUGACACUCAUUGCAUGUUUAGUAGCUCCAGAAUUAAAUUAAGCAUCAGGAAUAUAAGCAAUCGAUCUUGUACAAGUGCCGUUAAACACUUGAGUUGUAGGAUUAUUAUUACUAUUAGAGCAUUAUUAGAGCAAAUGGCGCCGAAUGUCAUCAAAUUAUCGGCUUUUGACCA